Molecule: messenger RNA, 1041 nt
Organism: Aspergillus aculeatus ATCC 16872
Lineage: Eukaryota; Fungi; Ascomycota; Eurotiomycetes; Eurotiales; Aspergillaceae
Product: tRNA wybutosine-synthesizing 3 family protein
Exons: 2
Coding region: 1-1041 (346 amino acids)
Biological process (GO): tRNA methylation
Cellular component (GO): cytoplasm
Molecular function (GO): tRNA methyltransferase activity
Source: RefSeq, a predicted model, not a curated record
AUGAGUGGUCCCGAAUCCCGCCCAAUACCCGAGGCUUUUGAGCUUCGAAAGCGCAAGAUUCUUGCCGAAUUAUCCAUUCCUGACGCAGAGUAUACUGAUCUCUCACCCAAGGGGUCGGUGGAUGAAGGCAUCCGUGAGCUGAUCGAUGAUAUCAAUACCUUGCCCGGACUAGUAACCACCAGCAGCUGUGCAGGGCGGCUCAGUGUUUUCCUAGAGGGGAGAAAGAAACAGCAUCAGCAACAGUCGUCAGAAGGGCAGCAGAGACAAUUCGUACCUUCAGGGGGCAAAGGAGCCGGGAAAUGGCUGUAUGUCUCCCAUGACGCGUUGAAGGAGUAUGGAGAAAAGCAAGGUGAAGAAGAAGAUGAGGAAGAGGAGAACAACAAGAGACCGCUGCACCGCUUAUUCGGGAUGAGUCCUGGAGAUGGGAAACCGCCCAAGCUGGACGGAUCCGGUCAAGCCCCGCGUCUCGUGCGCUUCUCCUAUGAGCCGAUGAUUCUCCAUAUAAUGGCAGCGACCCUCCACCACGCCAACCCCGUCCUCUCCGCCGCCUCCAGCUCUGGGUUCCGCGAAAGCGGACUCCAGAGCCUUCGCUGUCUAGAUGCGGACGACGCGGACGGCCCCAGUCCCAUCGUUGCUGUCCGCUCCGCCGGCAUGGCUCUGGAGUCUGUCAUUGGGUACUGCGAAGAGAAGCAGGAUGACGACGAUGACGAGUCCGAGCCCGUCAUUCGCAGUUUGGUCACGGAGGAGUACCUGGAAAUGUUGAUCGCCAUCUCGAACGAACGGUUCGUCGUCAAUUCGGAACGCAAGGAACGCUUCCGGUCAAGUCUGGUGGAGAUGUGUUCCGCGGUUCAUGCUCCAGGCGCGAAGGCGAAGGGGAAAGCCAGACCCGUGGGCUGGGAGGAUCCUGCUGCACGCAGGGAGAGGAUGAGGGCGGAAGGACUACGGAAGAAGCAGCAACAGCAGCAACCUGAACAGACGAGCGGAACAGAAGAAGGAGAUGGUAGUGCGAUUAACAAUUUCGAUUUAUUCAUUGGAGACUAA